AGUGGAACUGAUUUCAGAGAAUUAAGUAUCGUGGAGCUCAAUAUUGAUGAAAAUACCAAUGAAGAAGGACGAAAUCUUAAAAAAAUAAAAACUAUAACUGUGACACGACGAGAAAUUACCUCAUCUAUCGUCGAAGAUGAAAGUCUGUCAGAAUUGAUUGAAUCAGCAACAUCAGAUAUCAAAGAAAAAAUGACAAAACCUGUAGCUUACACAGAAACAACAUGGGAUUGUCGUUCCUCAAUGCUUCGUACGCAAGAGACAGCAUUUGGAAACUUUGUUGCGGAUUUAAUGUUUUAUGCCUAUAAACCAUGUAUUCCUUAUAAUAUUGAUUGUGCUAUUUUAUGCGCUGGAACUAUCAGAUCGGAUUCAUUAUAUGAUGGAGAAAUCACAUUGGGAGAUUUGCUCGAAAUAUUUCCGUUUGAAGACACAGUUGUUGUUAUUCGUGUCACUGGACGUCAGUUAUGGGACGUGCUGCAAAGUGCCGUUUCAAUGGUUCCUAAACAAGAAGGUCGGUUUCCGAUUGUAAGUGGGUUAAAAAUAGAAUAUAAUCGCAAUGCAGAACCCGGCGAUCGUUUGCGAAAUGUAUGGUUGACCGAAAGACAAGUUGAUGACGAAGGUGAAGAUGAAAACAUAUCUGAUGAUCCUGGCCCACAUCGAAUUAUCGGAAAGCUUGAUAUGCAAAAGACAUAUACAGUUUGCACGCGAGCUUAUUUGGCAUCAGGUAGCGAUGGCUACAAAGCCUUCGCUGAACCAACUACACAAUACCUUGUGGAUGAUGAGAAUGGGAUGAUUCUUUCCACUUUAGUCCGACGAUAUUUCAUUGGCCUUUAUUACAUUAAUGCGAUAAAGUAUAAUAUGAGCUGUGAAAAUCGCACGAAGGAAGCAGUUAUUAAGGCCGCUAAUUCAUGGAAAAAAUUUGCCGAGACAAGACGAGAGAAAUCAGCGUACGGAAAUAUAUCUAGUCGAAGAAUCAGUAGUGCAUUAUCUCUCUCUAUGAGUGAACAUGUGAAAGUGCAAGAAGAGGAAGAAGCAACAUCUACAUCCAAUCCAGCAGUGGAAAUAGUACCAAAGAAAGUAGAGUUUGUAAGGGAUUGGGUUACUGUUGCACCAAUGAUUGAAGGUAGAAUUGUAACCGUGGAUUUUUAA
Dentiscutata heterogama is the source of this 1146-nucleotide messenger RNA. NCBI's taxonomy places the organism in Eukaryota, Fungi, Glomeromycota, Glomeromycetes, Diversisporales, Gigasporaceae. The record is from the annotation of a GenBank genome assembly.